AUGGCGAGACGCAGAUUACCAGACAGACCACCGAACGGAAUAGGGGCUGGUGAACGGCCGAGACUGGUACCGAGACCUAUUAAUGUUCAAGACUCUGUGAAUCAGCUAACUAAGCCGUUCAGGAUUCCUUACAAGAAUACCCACAUUCCGCCCGCCGCUGUCAGAAUCGCCACCGAAUCUGAGAAUAAUAUCGUAGGGGGAAGGAGCUUGAGGAAAAGAUCUGCGACUGUAUCUUAUACUGGCUUGGACGUAAAUGCUGAUGAAAUGGAGUACAAUAGCCAAGAUAUGAGCUUUUCUCAGUUGAACAAACGACGGAAGGAUGCCCUCAGUGCUCAAAGGUUAGCAAAGGACCCGACAAGACUAAGUAAUAUCGAGUAUACGUUGAAAAGGUCUUUCACUGUUCCGAUUAAGGGUUACGUACAGAGGCAUAGUCUUCCAUUAACCUUGGGGAUGAAAAAGAAAAUCACUCCUGAACCUCGACCAUUACACGACCCGACAGACGAAUUCGCCAUAGUGCUUUAUGACCCGUCUGUUGACGGGGAAAUGAUCUUUCAUGACACAUCUAUGGAAAACAAGGGAGAAGAAUUGAAAAAGGUGGCGAAAAGUACCCAGGAAAAGGAGAACGCUAGCAAAGAAGAAACUAAUCAAGAACAAAAACCUACUCAAAGAAUAGGGCACCAUCCCGCGUUGAUGACCAAUGGGGUCAGAAACAAAUCUUUGCGUGAACUACUGGGCGAUUCGGAAAACUCGGCAGAUAACAAGAAGAAAUUUGCCAGUGUCCCCGUUGUUAUUGAUCCUAAACUAGCCAAGAUUUUAAGACCCCAUCAAGUUGAAGGUGUCAGAUUUUUAUACCGUUGUGUCACAGGGCUUGUCAUGAAGGAUUACUUAGAGGCUGAAGCGUUUAACACUUCAAGCGAAGAUCCAUUGAAAAGUGACGAAAAGGCGCUUACACAAUCUCAAAAGACUGAAGAAAACAAUAGAGGCGCCUAUGGCUGUAUCAUGGCCGAUGAGAUGGGGUUAGGUAAGACAUUGCAAUGUAUAGCGCUGAUGUGGACAUUACUAAGGCAGGGCCCGCAGGGUAAAAGACUUAUUGACAAGUGUAUUAUUGUUUGUCCAUCUUCUCUGGUCAAUAACUGGGCGAACGAACUGGUAAAAUGGCUGGGUCCAAACACAUUAACCCCAUUAGCCGUUGAUGGGAAAAAAUCAUCAAUGGGUGGUGGAAAUACAACAGUGUCACAAGCCAUUCAUGCAUGGGCGCAAGCACAAGGUAGAAAUAUUGUGAAGCCCGUUUUAAUCAUAUCGUAUGAAACUUUACGUCGUAACGUAGAUCAAUUGAAAAACUGCGAUGUGGGCCUAAUGCUAGCAGAUGAAGGUCAUCGUUUGAAAAAUGGUGAUUCUUUGACAUUCACAGCCUUAGAUAGUAUCAAUUGUCCGAGAAGAGUCAUCUUAUCUGGUACGCCCAUUCAAAACGAUCUUUCAGAGUAUUUUGCCCUACUAAGUUUUUCUAAUCCUGGCUUAUUAGGAUCUAGAGCAGAAUUCCGAAAAAACUUCGAGAAUCCAAUUUUGCGAGGACGUGAUGCUGAUGCUACCGACAAAGAGAUCGCAAAAGGCGAGGCGCAAUUGCAAAAGCUAUCUACUAUUGUCUCCAAAUUUAUUAUUCGUCGUACUAAUGAUAUUUUGGCCAAGUAUUUGCCCUGCAAGUAUGAGCACGUUAUUUUCGUUAAUUUAAAGCCAUUACAGAAUAAUCUUUACAAUAAAUUAAUCAAAUCCAGGGAGGUCAAGAAAGUAGUUAAAGGUGUUGGUGGCUCUCAACCGUUAAGGGCAAUUGGUAUUUUAAAAAAGCUAUGUAAUCAUCCAAAUCUUUUAAAUUUUGAGGAUGAAUUUGAGGACGAUGAUGAUUUGGAUUUACCUGAUGAUUAUAAUAUGCCCAAUUCAAAGGCCAGAGACGUACAAACAAAGUAUUCUGCAAAGUUUUCCAUUUUAGAAAGGUUUCUUCACAAGAUAAAAACUGAAUCUGAUGAUAAGAUUGUUCUAAUCUCCAAUUACACUCAAACUUUAGAUCUAAUUGAAAAAAUGUGCAGGUACAAGCAUUAUAGUGCCGUACGGUUGGAUGGCACAAUGUCAAUUAAUAAAAGACAGAAAUUGGUGGAUCGGUUUAACGAUCCUGAAGGUCAGGAGUUUAUUUUUCUUUUAAGUUCUAAAGCAGGUGGUUGUGGUAUCAAUCUGAUAGGAGCGAACAGGCUAAUUUUGAUGGAUCCGGAUUGGAAUCCCGCUGCUGAUCAACAAGCUUUGGCACGUGUUUGGAGGGAUGGUCAAAAAAAGGAUUGUUUCAUUUACAGGUUCAUAUCGACUGGUACGAUAGAAGAAAAAAUCUUCCAAAGACAAUCUAUGAAAAUGAGUUUGAGUUCAUGUGUGGUCGAUGCCAAGGAAGAUGUUGAAAGAUUGUUUAGUUCUGACAAUUUAAGGCAAUUGUUUCAAAAAAAUGAAACCACAAUAUGUGAGACACAUGAAACUUACCAUUGUAAGCGUUGUAAUGCGCAUGGAAAACAAUUAAGGAAGGCACCUGCAAUGCUAUAUGGUGAUGCAACAACUUGGAAUCAUUUAAAUCAUGAAGCUUUGGAGAAAACAAAUGAUCAUUUACUAAAAAACGAGCAUCACUACAACGAUAUCAGUUUUGCAUUUCAGUAUAUUUCACAUUAA
Saccharomyces mikatae IFO 1815 is the source of this 2700-nucleotide messenger RNA. RefSeq names its product DNA-dependent ATPase RAD54 (gene RAD54). The coding region runs from base 1 to 2700 and encodes 899 amino acids. The record is from RefSeq and is a predicted model, not a curated record. Gene Ontology annotation, cellular component: nucleus. Gene Ontology annotation, molecular function: ATP binding; DNA translocase activity; hydrolase activity, acting on acid anhydrides. NCBI's taxonomy places the organism in Eukaryota, Fungi, Ascomycota, Saccharomycetes, Saccharomycetales, Saccharomycetaceae. Gene Ontology annotation, biological process: double-strand break repair via synthesis-dependent strand annealing; reciprocal meiotic recombination. The transcript has a single exon.